UCUCCAGUUAUUAUUGCAAAAUUUCCACUAUAAUUCUAGACUUAUUAAAAGUUUGUUCUUAGCAAAUCAAAUAGCUGUACACAUAGGGAAAUUUGAAGCCAUAACCGAGGAAGAAAAUUACUUGUAACCUAUAAACAGUCAUCUUCAAAUCGACGAAACUCGGCAAAAGAUUUUUAAAGAAAACAUAUAUCUAAAUAAUAAUCAUCAAUGUAUAAACAGUGACUGGUUAUACACUGAUGUCUGCAAAAAAUUAUAUUAAAUAUGACCAUGUAAUAACUAAAAUAAAUACAAUUUUAAUGGAUGAAUAUAAAACAGAUUAUACCAAAAUUUGGAAAUAAUUAAAAAGCGGUCUGAAACUAUUUAUUGUUGCAAAUAAUUAAUUUGACAAUAAUAUGGCUGGCAAUUUUUGGCAAAGUUCACAUCAUCAACAAUGGCUUUUAGAUAAACAAGACUUAGUACGAGAACGACAACAUGAUCUUUCACUUUUAACGGAAGAAGAAUAUCAGAAACUGUUCAUAUUUUUCUCAAAUCUGAUACAAGUGUUAGGUGAACAAUUAAAACUAAGACAACAAGUUAUAGCUACAGCAACUGUUUAUUUUAAAAGAUUUUAUGCCCGCAAUAGUUUGAAAUGUAUAGAUCCCUUGUUAUUAGCACCUACAUCAGUUUUUUUGGCUUCCAAGGUAGAAGAAUUUGGAGUUAUUUCUAAUACCAGGUUAAUUACAACUUGCCAAACUGUAGUAAAAAAUAAAUUCAAUUAUGCCUACUCGCAAGAAUUUCCUUACCGUACAAAUCAUAUUUUGGAAUGUGAAUUUUAUCUUUUGGAACAUUUAGAUUGUUGUUUAAUAGUAUAUCAACCAUAUCGUCCAUUAUUGACUCUUAUUCAAGAUGUUGGCCCAGAUGAUCAAUUAUUAUCACUUGCGUGGCGUAUAAUUAAUGAUAGUCUACGAACAGAUGUUUGUCUAUUAUAUCCACCAUAUCAAAUAGCUAUUGGAUGUUUACAAAUAGCUUGUGUUGUACUACAAAAAGAUCUGAAAUCUUGGUUUGCUGAACUAAAUGCUGAUAUGGAAAAAAUUCAAGAAAUCGCACGUUAUAUCAUCAAUUUAUAUGAACUGUGGAAAACAUACGAUGAGAAAAAAGAAAUUCAAAGUUUAUUGUCUAAAAUGCCAAAACCAAAAGCAGCACCACAGCGCUGACAUCAAGCUCUAUUAUCCUCCAAUAUUUGGGAUUGAUAUCAAAAUAUCCUAUAACAAAGACAUUUUUAUUUUACUGAAUAUGUUUAUACUAGUGAUAAAUUGAUACAAUUUAUAAUUAAGCAAUUUUAUAGUAACAAUAUAAUUUUGUU
Molecule: messenger RNA, 1342 nt
Organism: Colletes gigas
Lineage: Eukaryota; Metazoa; Arthropoda; Insecta; Hymenoptera; Colletidae
Gene: CycC
Product: cyclin-C
Exons: 5
Coding region: 393-1193 (266 amino acids)
Biological process (GO): positive regulation of transcription by RNA polymerase II
Cellular component (GO): mediator complex; nucleus
Molecular function (GO): cyclin-dependent protein serine/threonine kinase regulator activity
Source: RefSeq, a predicted model, not a curated record